AGUUGUAGAAAAAAAUAGGAGGGGAGUACAUACGUUUCAGUCCCAGUUUCCUCUUCAUCUCCUAAAUCUAAAUCUAACCCAAACACAAACUCCUCCUCCCCCUCAAACUCCCCACUGAGAGUUAAACAGAGAAAAGUCAAAUACAUCUAAUCUCAUAGACUUUGAAAAACAAAACCCCAUCUAUAAUAACUUCAGUUGAUACCCUCUCUCUUAAGAAUUUCCACAAACACUUCUCCAGAUCUCUCUUUUCUCUCCCUCUCUUUUUAAACCCAAAUUCAUUCAAAAAGAGGAACAGAGAUUUAGGGUUUUGAUCUGAUUGAUUAUCAUCAAAGAUGGGGAAAGGAGGUGUAAAUGAAAGUGUUUUAAGGAAGAUUGUAUUAUCAUAUGCUUAUGUAAGUAUAUGGAUCUUCUUAAGUUUCACUGUAAUUGUUUACAACAAAUACAUUCUAGACAAGAAGAUGUACAAUUGGCCAUUCCCAAUUACUCUAACAAUGAUUCACAUGUCUUUCUGUUCUGGGUUGGCUUUUAUUCUCGUUCGUGUGUUUAAGCUGGUUGAGCCAGUAUCAAUGUCUAAAGAGCUUUAUAUCUCAUCAGUUGUUCCGAUCGGUGCUCUUUAUUCGUUGUCGCUGUGGUUUUCUAAUUCGGCUUAUAUCUAUUUAUCGGUGAGUUUUAUUCAGAUGCUGAAAGCAUUGAUGCCUGUUGCUGUGUAUUCUAUCAGUGUUAUGUUUAAAAAGGAGUCUUUUAAGACUAAGACUAUGGCCAACAUGCUUUCGAUCUCGUUUGGUGUUGCGAUUGCUGCUUAUGGUGAAGCUAAAUUUGAUUCGUGGGGUGUCAUUUUGCAACUUAGUGCUGUUGCUUUUGAAGCUACUAGAUUGGUUUUGAUUCAGAUCUUGCUUACAUCAAAGGGGAUCACGUUGAACCCGAUUACAUCGUUGUAUUAUGUUGCCCCGUGUUGUUUGGUGUUUUUGUUUUUCCCAUGGGUUCUUGUUGAAUUCCCUAUUUUGAAAGAGUCUUCCAGUUUUCACUUUGAUUGGUUGAUUUUCGGAACGAAUUCGGUCUGUGCAUUUGCUUUGAAUCUUGCUGUGUUUUUGUUGGUGGGUAAGACUUCUGCUUUGACAAUGAAUGUUGCUGGAGUUGUCAAAGAUUGGUUAUUGAUUGGAUUCUCAUGGAGGGUUAUUAGAGACACUGUGACUAUGGUGAAUUUGCUCGGAUAUGGAGUUGCAUUUUUGGGAGUUACAUAUUAUAACUACUUGAAGUUUCAAGCAAUGACCUCAAAAGAAGCACAGAAGAAGGUUCAACCAGCUGAUGAGGAAGAUGCUAAGUUGUUGGAAGAGAGAGAAGGGUCUGCAGUUGGAAAGAAAGAUGACGAUGAGGCUUAAUUUAUGUCGAUGUUUGAGAGGAUUUCAUUUUAAUGUUCAAUGUCGAGACCAAGAUUAGAGUAAAAGGGGUGAUUUCCGAGUGGGCAGAAGAUGGUUAUCUCAGUUUCUCUAGUUCCAUUUCCAAGCUCUCGUUCAGAUGGAUUUGGAGGCAGGUUUUCGAUAUGGGUAUUAUCUAUCUUUAUAAAUUUUCACUCUUUUAGAUGUGUUUCUUAGUUUUCUUAUUGUGAUCUUCAAGGAUCUUAGAGCUUACGGUUCUUACUUAUAGCAUUCAUUUUCUGUAUGCAAUUAGGGAGAGAGCGAAACUCUGAGAUCCUCUAAUUUUACUUCCUUAUUGUCAUUUAUUUUGAAUUACUGUAAUGAACAUGUAGGAACCCUACCAUCUAUUGGGAUAUUUAAAUACGUCUUUUGUUUCAGUGUGUUUU
Papaver somniferum (opium poppy) is the source of this 1801-nucleotide messenger RNA. Its product is annotated as probable sugar phosphate/phosphate translocator At4g32390. The record is from RefSeq and is a predicted model, not a curated record. Gene Ontology annotation, cellular component: endosome; Golgi apparatus; trans-Golgi network. The transcript has a single exon. Gene Ontology annotation, molecular function: antiporter activity. Bases 333 to 1379 code for a protein of 348 amino acids. NCBI's taxonomy places the organism in Eukaryota, Viridiplantae, Streptophyta, Magnoliopsida, Ranunculales, Papaveraceae.